Lampris incognitus (smalleye Pacific opah) is the source of this 3231-nucleotide messenger RNA. It is a transcript of the gene kcnh8, whose product is annotated as potassium voltage-gated channel, subfamily H (eag-related), member 8. The coding region runs from base 1 to 3231 and encodes 1076 amino acids. Gene Ontology annotation, cellular component: membrane. Gene Ontology annotation, biological process: regulation of membrane potential; potassium ion transmembrane transport. NCBI's taxonomy places the organism in Eukaryota, Metazoa, Chordata, Actinopteri, Lampriformes, Lampridae. Gene Ontology annotation, molecular function: voltage-gated potassium channel activity. The transcript has 16 exons. The record is from RefSeq and is a predicted model, not a curated record.
AUGCCUGUGAUGAAGGGAUUAUUAGCGCCGCAGAACACGUUUCUAGACACCAUAGCCACGCGCUUUGACGGCACUCACAGCAACUUCAUCCUGGCCAACGCCCAGGUAUCCCAAGGUUUCCCCAUUGUCUACUGCUCCGAUGGCUUCUGUGAGCUCACAGGCUUCUCACGGGCCGAGGUCAUGCAGAAGAGCUGCGCCUGUAAGUUUCUGUAUGGGCCCGAGACCAGCGACAGCGUCAUCCUCAGCGUGGACAACGCCCUGGAGGAGCGCAAGGAGUUCAAGGACGAGAUCAUGUUCUACAAGAAGAUGGCGGUGCAGUUCUGGUGCCUGUUGGAUAUCGUGCCCAUUAAGAACGAAAAGGGAGAUGUGGUUCUCUUCCUGGCUUCUUUCAAGGACAUCACCGACACUAAGGCCAAAGCCAUCCCAGAAGAAAAGAGAGACGAGCGGCGGUGGGGCAAAGUGAAAACGAGUUCUCCUUUCAGCUCAGCUCGACUGAGGAGCAGCACUGUCCUGUACCACAUCUCCGGCCACCUCCACAGCAGGGAGAAGAAGAGCAAGAUUAAACUCAACAAGAAUGUAUUUGGGGACCCUCCUGCUCUUCCAGAGUACAAGGUCGCAGAUGCCAAGAAAUCCAAAUUCAUCUUACUGCACUUCAGCACAUUCAAGGCCGGCUGGGAUUGGCUGAUUUUGCUGGCUACAUUUUACGUUGCCGUGACAGUGCCCUUCAAUGUCUGCUACAUUGGUAAUGAUGACCUGACCCGCAGCACUACCGCCAGCGAUGUUGCUGUUGAGAUCCUGUUUAUCAUAGACAUUGUAUUCAGUUUCCGCACCACUUACGUCAGCAAGUCGGGCCAGGUGAUUUUUGAUGCUCGACAGAUCUGCUUCCACUACCUGACCACCUGGUUCAUAAUUGACCUGAUAGCCGCGCUGCCCUUUGACCUGCUGUACGCCUUCAAAGUCAGCGUGCUCUCCGUGGUCCACCUGCUGAAGACGGUACGCCUGCUCCGUCUGCUGCGGCUGCUCCAGAAGAUGGACCGCUUCUCGCAGCACAGCGCCGUGGUGCUGACCCUGCUCAUGUCCAUGUUUGCCUUGCUGGCCCAUUGGAUGGCCUGCAUCUGGUACGUCAUUGGCAAGGAGGAGAUGGAGGCCAACUCUUACUCCUGGGAAAUCGGAUGGCUCCAUGAGCUGGGAAAGCGUCUAGAAUCUCCCUUUGAUCCCCUGGGGAGUGUGAAUGGGACAAGCAGUGGACCCUCCAUCCGCAGUAUCUACAUUGCCUCGCUUUACUUUGCCCUCAGCAGCCUGACUAGUGUGGGAUUUGGCAACGUGUCAGCUAACACAGAUGCAGAGAAGAUCUUCUCCAUCUGCACCAUGCUGAUAGGAGCAUUGAUGCACGCGCUAGUCUUUGGUAAUGUGACGGCCAUCAUCCAGAGGAUGUACUCUCGCUGGUCCCAGUACCACACCAGAACCAAAGACCUCAAGGACUUCAUACGUGUCCACCACCUGCCCCAGAGCCUCAAGCAGCGCAUGUUAGAGUACUUUCAGACCACUUGGUCGGUCAACAAUGGCAUAGACUCCAAUGAGCUUCUGAAGGACUUCCCAGAUGAGCUGCGCUCUGACAUCACCAUGCACCUCAACAAGGAGAUCCUGGAGCUGUCACUCUUUUCCUCGGCCAGUCGCGGCUGUCUUCGCUCCCUCUCGCUGCACAUCAAGACCUCGUUCUGCGCCCCUGGCGAGUACCUCCUCCGGCAAGGAGACGCCCUCCAGGCCAUCUUCUUCGUUUGUUCGGGGUCCAUGGAGGUGCUCAAAGAUGGCAUGGUGUUGGCCAUACUGGGUAAAGGCGAUCUGAUUGGUGCUAACAUGUCCGUUGACGAUCGGGUGAUCAAGACCAACGCUGAUGUGAAGGCCUUGACCUACUGUGACCUGCAGUGCAUCAACCUGAAGGGCCUGUUUGAAGUGCUGGACCUCUAUCCCGAGUACUCCCAUCGCUUUGUGCAGGACAUCCAACAGGACCUGACGUACAACCUGAGGGAGGGACACGAGACGCAUGUCAAGUCCAGGUUGUCCACUACGACCCUGGACACCCAGUCUGAGGUAAGGGGCAAUGGACGAGCGAUUCAGGGCUAUCCAUCCAUCAUUCAGAGGAAAGGGCAGGAGGAGGACGAGGAGGAGGAAGAGGAGGAGGAGGAGGAAGAUGAGGCAGUGUCUGUGUCUUCCUCGUUGAAGCGGAGCCAGGUGGUGUACCUCAGGGAUGGCACCAGCGGGCACUCUUCACUGGGCCGGCCCGGCCAGAAGAACAAAACCACAGACCAGAAAACCAGGGGGUCCCGGAGGAAGAUGAAAAUCCAGCAGGCGACUCUUACGACGCUUGACCCUUCCAACCUCAGCCCCAGGAUAGUUGAUGGUACUGAAGAUAGUGAGGGGACAGAGAGCUCCCCUGCCUUCUCCUUUUCCCCCAACAGAGCUUGUCCUGUCAGUGGGACAACCACUGUCCCAAUCACUACCACAGAUAUGCUACAGAUAAGCACAGCGGAGUUAGCAGCUAAAGCGGAGGAGACCAGGGGACAGCUGCACCACCUUGACCAGGAGGUGAGCUCUCUGGGGAGGGAGGUGGCAGAGCUUGGACGGGUCAUGAGGAGUAUGGCCCACCUCCUGGAGAGCCUCAUGUCAUCGUUGCCCAAAACAGCAGUGGUCUGUCCCGCACACUGCUCCCCGGUACACCCCGCAUACCUGUCCCAACCCACGCCCCCACAGUCCUACCCCUCGCCCUCCUCCUCUCAGACUGGGCCUACCUGGACAGACACACUUUUCUCGUCUCCCUCCACAUGCAUGCUCAACCUGCAGCACAAUGAUCUCCAGUUGGGCCAUUCCACUUGUCUAGGCCCUGGCCUCAGACAGGCCCAGGCCCUGGCCCUGGCCCCCAACCCCUCAGCCCCCUACCCUCCACAUGCAACCCACCAGUUCCAGUCGGCCCUGUCCUCUUGCUCCUCCUCCCUCAUCACGGACACCACCGUAAAGUCUCACCCGUCCUCUGUGCCCCCCACCUCAUCAGGAGUCUCCUGCUGCACAGUGGAGGGUGCCGACUCCACGCAGCCUGGAGCGAAUGAUCCAGAGGUCUUCCCACCAGUUCCCCAGGAUGAGCGAGAAGGAGGCACCCCCACGUCUCAUCAUAGUUCUGGAGGUCUUCCAGUGAGCAGCCACCAUCAACACUGCCAUCAACCCGGUGGAUUGUAG